GGCCCUGUGGACGAUGGCGGUGGGAGGCAGGGGUGCGGCCCCCCGUCCGUGGUGGGGCCUGUUGCUGUGCUGGGGCUUGUCCUGGGCCCAGUACGAGCAGUACAGCUUCCGCAGCUUCCCGCGGGCCGAGCUGAUGGCCCUGGAGGCGGCCUACAGGCACGGCCUCGACCAGUACGGCCAGCAGCAGUGGGCCUCGAGCGCCCAUCACCUGCAGCUCAGCCUCCGGCUCCACCGGCUGCUGCAGGACAGCCAGGCCUUCUGCCACCAGAACUGCAGCCAGGCCGGGGGCUGGCCGGGGGCCCGGCGCCUCGGCUCCCCCGAGGCCGCCGAGCUGCGGGUCCUGGGCGCCCUGGUCCUCCGGGCCCACUGCCUCAAGCGCUGCAAGCAGGGCCUGCCCGCCUUCCGCCAGGCCCAGCCCAGCCGGGACCUGCUGAGGGACUUCAGGGCCAGGGAGCCCUACAAGUUCCUCCAGUUCGCCUGGUUCAAGGCGAAUAACCUUCCAAAGGCCAUCGCAGCUGCUCAUACGUUUCUCCUCAAGCACCCGGAAGAUGAAAUGAUGCAACGAAACAUGGCGUAUUACAAGAGUAUGCCUGGGGCAGAGGAACACAUGAUAGACUUGGAGUCCAAAUCUUAUGAAAGCCUCUUUAUCAGGGCUGUGAGGGCGUACAACGGAGAGAACUGGAGAACCGCCAUCACCGACAUGGAGCUGGCCCUGACGGACUUCUUCAAGACCUUUUAUGAGUGUCUCGCCGUCUGCGAGGGGUCCAGGGAGAUCAAAGACUUCAAAGACUUUUAUCUCUCCAUCGCAGAUCACUACAUCGAAGUUCUGGAAUGCAAGCUCAAGUGCGAAGACAGCCUCACCCCGGUGGUAGGAGGCUACGUCGUGGAGAAGUUUGUCGCCACCAUGUAUCACUACUUGCAGUUCGCUUACUAUAAAGUGAAUGACUUGAAGAACGCCGCCCCUUGUGUGGCGAGCUACAUGCUCUUUGAUCAGAAAGAUGAAGUCAUGAAGCAGAACUUGGUGUAUUACCAGUACCAUAAAGACAAGUGGGAGCUCACUGAUGACCACUUCCAACCCAGACCAGAAGCUGUUCAGUACUUCAAUGUGACCACAAUCCAGAAGGAACUGUAUGAAUUUGCCAAGGAAAAUAUAAUGGAUGAUGAUGAGGGAGAAGUUGUGGAGUACCUAGAUGAACUCCUGGAAAUGGAGGAGAGUAACUGACCAGAAGAAACCAACAGCAUUGUCCCACUCUGCGGAUGGUACAUUCUUUUCAAAGGAGCAGGAAUUUCACCGUGUGCCUUGUCACCUCUUUUAACCCUUCCAGCUCUGAUUAGCCUUUCCUCAGAGCGAUCCUUUGUGCCAAGCACUGAAGGAAAAGGCCCAGAAACUCUGCACCGUUCACUGUCGGGGGGAGAUUCGUCCCCCCCCAACCCAUCCUCCAGGGCCCCCUGACCCUCAGUGGAAAGGGUCCACACACAACUUUCUCUGCCCUGUUUAAUUUUUCAAACAAUGGCAUCUUUUAGGGGGAAAACAAGCCAUCUUCGAAGCUUCUUUUCAGCAUCCUUGGGGGUUUCAUCAUCUCCUGGUGAGGUUUUCCCAGAAAAUACCACGAUGGUUGAGGAAAAGUGAAAGUCAGGGGGACACCUCCAAACUUCGGCCUGACCAGCUUGGGGACGAAUCCCCAGUUCAGUCCAGCCAAAUUCCAUUAGACUGGUAGCCCCACGUGGGACAGGGACCGUGUCCAAUCUGAUUAACUUGUAGCCGCGCCUGCGUGUUGAAAAGUGCCUGACACAUUAACAAAUAAUAAUAAAGUGCACCAGGUGUCCG
This is a messenger RNA of Tachyglossus aculeatus (Australian echidna), 1828 nucleotides long. It is a transcript of the gene CRTAP, whose product is annotated as cartilage associated protein. The record is from RefSeq and is a predicted model, not a curated record. Gene Ontology annotation, molecular function: collagen binding; protein binding. Gene Ontology annotation, cellular component: endoplasmic reticulum. NCBI's taxonomy places the organism in Eukaryota, Metazoa, Chordata, Mammalia, Monotremata, Tachyglossidae. The transcript has 7 exons. Bases 14 to 1222 code for a protein of 402 amino acids. Gene Ontology annotation, biological process: collagen fibril organization; peptidyl-proline hydroxylation to 3-hydroxy-L-proline.